AUGGAAACUAAAGAAGUAGAUCAUGAAAGAAUGAGAUUUCUCAGGGAUAAAUUCAAUGUAUGGGCUCCUAUGUAUGAAACUACUGUCGAGAAAGUUAGCAUUCAAAGCUCAUUCAAUCUUUACAGUGUAACAAGAGCUAACAAAGGCUCUAAAAUAUGUGAAGUUGGAGCAGGCUGAGGGCUCUCAGCAAGACUCUUUAUCUCUUAUCUAAUGAAAGAUGAUUCUUCAUACUUUGUGUCAGACAUUUCUGACGAAAUGAACAAGAUUUUUGUUCAAAGAUUUUUAGACACAGACACUGCCUUAGAUCCAAAUGUAAAGAUAGAGUCUCUAGAAGAGAGUGAAUCAAUAGAUGUUGACAAAGAAAUCAGCAGAUUCAGUGAUAGAUUUUCAAAAAGAAUUUUUAGUCUUAGGGCAAAUAAUGAGUUUCUCCCAUUUCCAGAUGGAUGCUUCGAUGUAUACAUCUCAACUCUUUCUCUUAUGAUCGUUCCUAAUCCAGAAAACCAACUCUCAGAAGCCUACAGAGUGCUUGAAGAAGGAGGGAUUGCAGGUUUCAGUGUUUGGGGCAGAAAAGAAAACUGCACAAUGAUGACUUUUGUGGGAGAAGUAUUUAAGGAAGCACAGCUUGAUUAUACUUCGGGAUCUGGUUCAAGCUUUAAACUUAGCGAUAAGGAUGCUCUUGUUAAAGAUGUAAAAAAAGUUGGAUUCAAAGAUGUGAAAGCAUACUAUACAAUGACAAAUCCUGGAUUUGCUUCUGUAGAAGAAAGCUACAACUACGCUAUCACUGCUGCUGAUGCUAAACUAUCAUACGAAAGCUGUACUGAAGAACAGAAACAGCAUUUUAAAACAACUUUCUAUAAUAUGUAUGAGGAGAGAUAUGGAGACAGUACUUCAGAAAUGAUGAACUGGGAAACUCUAGUCGUAGUCGCCAAAAAAUAA
Molecule: messenger RNA, 936 nt
Organism: Moneuplotes crassus
Lineage: Eukaryota; Ciliophora; Spirotrichea; Euplotida; Euplotidae
Source: the annotation of a GenBank genome assembly